UUAUAUCUUAUGAAAUAUACGGAAGAGAUACGGACUUAGAAAAAACAGAAAUGUUGUUCUUUGUGGAAGUCAUUGAUGAAAUUCUAUGUAUUUUAGCCCGCAAACUUUCUUCAAACAAAAACAGCGCCAUCUAGUAUCGAGUUCUGUAAUUAUCUCUUUGUUUAUGGAUUUGAAGUAAGACCGCCACGCAUGCAAUACAUUAUGACUGGGGAUUCCCCUAUUCGUCGACGCUGAAUAUGAGGCGACGACAAUCACUGUCAAACGUGUUCACUAUUACUCUGACUCUGGUAACGUGACUUCCUGGUAACGUGUUAGGUAGGAAAAGCAGUAAAAAAGUGCAUAUUAAGGGAGCAGAUUUGAAAUAAUAUUUAUACUUAACAAGAAAUAAUUAAAGGUUCAAUGGGGAGACCUAAAGAUUUACGCAUAUGGGAGCACUACCGUACUUUACCAAACAAGUCUGUUUCUUGCAAGCUUUGUAAUAAGGUCUACAAAUUCAGUAAUGCUGCCAAAAUGCUUCAACAUCUUAUCACUUGUCCAAAAUCUCCAGAAACAUUAAAAGACUCUAUGAAACUUAUAAAAGAUAGCUCGUCCAAAACCAAAAUGUCUGGACUGUCAGAGAUAGAGACAAAUGAUUCUUUUAUAAGCCCCUCGUCGUCUGCUAACACUACAAUAAAUGCUGAGUUUCAAGACACCGAUGAUCAUAUAAAAACAGAAUUAGCGAGAGCUAUAUUUGUAACAGGGACGCCAUUAUCGAUGGUGCAACAUCCUUUAUGGAUACAAUUUUUCGAAAAAUUGCAACCAAAAUUUAAAAUACCUUCACGUAAAGCUUUAGCGACAAAAUACUUAGAUAAAAUAUAUAGAGAAAUGCGUUUUGAGUUAAAUGAGGAACUAAAUGCUUGUAGUUACUUACACCUUCAGUGCGAUGGCUGGUCUAAUUUAAGAAAUGAAGGAAUAAUAAACUUUCUUAUAUCAAAACCUCAACCUGCAUACGUUAAAAGUUUGAAUACAGAAAGUAAUCCUCACACUAGUGAAUACCUUAGCCAAGAAGUUGAAAAAGUAAUGAAAGUGUAUGGAGCAAAUAAGUUUCUUGUACUUAUUGGCGAUAACGCUAGAAAUAUACAAAAGGCAUUCGAAUUAACAAAACUCAAAUAUCCACAUGUUGUUCCUCUCGGUUGCUGUGCACAUAUCCUUAACUUGUUGUGCCAAGAUAUUGUAAAGAUACAAGAAGUAACUGUGUUUAUUAUGCAAGCCAUAAAUAUAAUAAAAACUGUUAAAAGGAGUCAACGAUUAAGUUCCUUGUUGAUAAAAUCAAGGCAGGGUGAAGAUUCUACACAAACACUAAAAUUGCCUUGUGCUACAAGAUGGGGAAGUCAUGUUACUUCGUUAAAAAGUUUGAAAGCAAAUAAGAUAGCUUUGCAAAUAUUAACAGUUAGAGAAGAUGUGGUAAUUUCAAGAGAUAUUAAAGAUUUAAUUCUAAGUGAUGAUUUCUGGACGAAGACAGGGGAAUGUAUAAGUAUUUUGGAACCAGUCACUGAAAGCAUAUUUUACUUAGAGAGCGACCAGAAUCGUUUGCAUCGCACAUACAUUACAUUUAGAGAUGUACAAGCUAAGAUACGUUUUGCAUUAAAUGAGAUUUCGACAUUGAGCGAAGAAAGCAAACAGCAGAUUCUAACAUCAGUAUCUUCAAGAUGCAAUAUGGCAAUGAGGCCAAUACAUUUUGCAGCAUAUAUUCUAGACCCCAGGACUCUAGGAGUCGAACUUACUCAAGAGGAAGAACUUAAGGGUAUGGAGUUUAUCUACAAUUUAAGCCAACACUUAAGUUUGUCAAAUGUAAUGGCAGAUUUGGCGUGUUAUAAAGCUAAAGAAAACUUUUGGGCCAGAGGAUUUGUAUGGAGCUCAUUAGAUAGCAUUGAGCCCCUAAUAUGGUGGAAAGGUAUUUGUGGUUCCACUGAGUUAAGCAAAGUAGCGAUUCGUAUUCUAUCAGCUCCCUGUACUUCGGCAGCCACUGAGCGUUCCUUUAGUAUCCAAGGCUACAUACAUAAUAACAAAAGAAAUCGACUUACAACUGAAAGAACUGAAAAAAUUUCAUUCAUUUGUUAUAACUGGAAUCUUAAACAUAAAGCUGAAUGCGAGGACAUUCAGUUUAAUGAAGAAAAUACCUUAGAAGCUUUCAUUGAGCAAGUAAAUGAACAUAACAGUUUAGACGAAAUAGAGCCUAUCGAACCUAUACAAUUCAUCGCUUGUAAUAACUCUGAAUCUGACAGUGAUUGACUGUAGUUUUACAUUUUACUUUCAUCUCUUUCUUAAUAAACUCAAAAUCAAAUUAAAAGUUUUUUAUUCUGUAGGCUGCAUAAUAAUAUUGUCUAUGUCCAGUAUAGUGGACGUCUUGCGGCUGAGAUGACGAUGAUGAAGUACAAAAUCAUAAACACCCAAAAAUUUGGGUGUUUAUGGGGUUUAAACCCAAUAAACCCAAAACACCCGGUUUUUACCCACCAGACUUUAAACCCACCCAGGUGGAUUGCCCAUCUCUAGUUGCC
Molecule: messenger RNA, 2537 nt
Organism: Galleria mellonella (greater wax moth)
Lineage: Eukaryota; Metazoa; Arthropoda; Insecta; Lepidoptera; Pyralidae
Exons: 2
Coding region: 400-2271 (623 amino acids)
Molecular function (GO): DNA binding; protein dimerization activity
Source: RefSeq, a predicted model, not a curated record